Molecule: messenger RNA, 6917 nt
Organism: Cuscuta campestris
Lineage: Eukaryota; Viridiplantae; Streptophyta; Magnoliopsida; Solanales; Convolvulaceae
Source: the annotation of a GenBank genome assembly
CCACUCCUUGCGGUUGCCCUAUAUUCACACCAACACAAGCCUGCGUUCAGUCCCUCCCACCUCCAAGCAGUCGCCUAAAAAAAGGGUUUCUCUGGCUUCUUCGAGUUCCUGUUAAUUUCAAUCGAAGUUUUCUUCAAUCCUUUGCCCUACCACCAUCCAUGGCUGACAAGACACAGUUCGAUUCACGCCCCACCCAGAUCUCCGAAGGCAUGCAACUGCAAGGAUCCUUCAAUCCCGUUCCACUUUCACCACAGUGGCUUUUUCCAAAGGCAGGGGAGAACAAAACUGAGACAACAGGGGAAAUUCAUUUCAGCCCACAUUCAGCACAUGUGACCAGGUCUGACCUCCCCAAAUCCACAGGGACGAGUGAGAAUGUUCAUGAUCAACAGAGGAAGAAGGAUGUAUUCAGGCCCUCUGUGAUGGAGGACUCUGCACGACGUGACCGAUGGCGUGAAGAAGAAAGAGACACUGAUUCCCCUUUCCGCUGGGACCGCUCGAGGGAGGGGGACAAAGGGCUUGGUAAUGGCCGUAAGGUGGAUCGCUGGUCUUCUUCAGCUGGAAGGAAUUACGGAGAAUCACGCCGUGCUCCAUUGGAUCGUGUUGCUGAUUUGGGAAAUAGGGAAAAUAAUCAUGAUCCACGUCGAGAGAGCAAGUGGAGCACACGAUGGGGGCGUAAUGAUAAGGAAUCAGAUGACCUACAUGAGAGACAUAGUGAUUUUAGCAAAGAAGCAGACUUUCCCAUUGAAAAAGGACAGUCUGCUCAUGCAUAUUAUGGAAAGGAUGAAAGAGAAGGGGACCACCACCAGCGUUGGAGACCUAGUCUGUCCCAAAGUCCAGGUAGGGUGGAUCCUCCUCAUCUGGAUUCGGCGUCAAACAGGCAUGUUUUUGUCGCAAGCCAUGGUCGAGGACGUGGACAAAAUGGUCCAACUUCUACUCAUGUGCAAGGACGGAUGCCCUCUGGUGGAAUCCCUGUGGAUGGCAUAUCUUCUCAUAUUCCAUCGCGUGGUGUGCUCUCAGAGAGGGUUAAAUGUGCUCAGGAUGAGUCCUCUCCUUUAAGAUACAGUCGGGCUGAAUUGCUAAAUGUUUACAAGACUACUGAUAUGAGAUCCUCUAGCAAUAUUUUAGAUGAAACUAUGCAGAUAUCUUCACUCAUGCAAGAAGAGACCCUCGAGCCUUUAGCUUUUUCUACACCCUGUUCUGAAGAAAUGGCCAUUUUGAAAGGAAUCGACAACGGGGAAGUUCUGAGUAGUGGAGCAUCACAGGUGAAUAAAGAUAGUUCUGCUGGGCGAAAUUCAACUGAGUUUUUGCAGUCAAGAAAAAUUCAAGGCAGCCGAAAUGAUAUACCUCUUGAACAUGAUAAUUCUAGAGAUGAAACUGUAGAUGACAGAAGAGGCAGAUAUUCAAAACCUUUCCAUGAGAGACAGGUUCACUCGUCUGAGCCCAAUGCCAAAUAUGAGGCUUCACAGGGUUCUGAGAAAUUUUCUGACCCCAAGCUGAAUGCUGAAGGAAAGUGGAGACCAUCAUUUAUUACUGAACGGUCACCUGUAAUCUCUAAAGGAUUUUCAGAGAUGCCUGUGAGCGUUGGCUCCAACAUUGGCUGGUCUGUUCCCCAAAAGGAAUUGACUAAUGACAAUGAGAGAGGUCUAUCAGAUUCAUCAUACAAAAAAAGUCAAGGACAAAAAUGGCAACUUGAGAAUGAUCCGUAUCUCAAAAAGCAGCUCUCUGCUACACUGGACAAAGAGUCAGAUAUGCAGAAGUUGCCACAACAAUCCCCAGAAGAUCUAUUGCUCUAUUACAAAGAUCCACAUGGUGAGAUUCAAGGCCCAUUCUCUGGCAGUGAUAUUAUUGGAUGGUUUGAGGCUGGAUACUUUGGCAUAGAUUUACUUGUCCGUUUAGCUGGUGCCCCAGUGAAUGCACCUUUUUCUCAACUAGGAGAUAUUAUGCCUCACUUGUGUUCCAAGCCACGUCCACCUCCUGGCUUUAGUACACCAAAGCCAAAUACUGAUACUUCUACCGGAAUGAAUCAGAAUGCUUUUGCAAAGUUUCAUUCCGCUCCAACUGAGAUUGACGUUUCAAGAAGUGGGCCAAGAUACACUCACACUUCCACAGCUGAGGCUGAUAAUAGGUUUUUGGAGUCGCUCAUGUCUGGCAGCACGAGUAAUGCACCUAUGGAGAAGUUUGUUCACUCAGGGGUGCCAGGUUAUACUGGAAAUACUGCUGCUGCAGUGCCUUCUCUUGGUUCUGAAAGCGUGGAUAAUCUCUACCUCCUUGCAAAAAAGAUGUCACUCGAGAGGCAAGCAUCUUUGUCGAAUCCUUAUUGGCCAGUUAGAGAUGUCAGUCCUGUUGUUCCAACAUCAAAUGUAGUUCAUGAUUCAUUGCCACACUCAAAAGUUCCGGACAAUGCUUUCCAGCAACUUCAAAGUCAGAAUGUGGAUUUGAUGUCUUUACUUCAAGGUUUGCCAGAUAGAUCUGCAAUCAUGAAUGAUGGAUCAACUAGUGGUUGGCCUAAUUUACCCUCUCAAGGAGGAACAGAAAUCCUUCAAAACAGGAUAGAAAUGCAUAAUGGUCAGCAGGUGAACACCCAAGCUGCAUUUGGUGGGAUUCAGCAGCCAACGCUACCAGCACUAAACCCUUUGUUGAGUUUUCUAGGUCAAACUUGGGAUAAUAAGCCGUCCAACAUUUUAGCUCCUGAGAAGCUGCUUCCUCAUGGGGUCUCCCAAGAUCCACAAUUGUUAGGUUUGCUGCAGCAGCAGUACUUGUUGCAGCUGCAAGCACAAGCUCCUCUGCCACCACAACAACUUUUGGUUCUUGAAAAAUUGUUGUUGCUAAAAAAGCAGGAACAAGAGCAGCAACAGUUAGCACACCAACAACAAUUGCUUUCCCAGAUCCUGUCUGAUCGCCUUUCUUCCCAGCACCACCUUGGUGAACACAUAUCAUAUGGCCAAUCACAACAAGCUGGCAUGACAGGUGGAAAUCUCACUACUAUAGAUCAUGCUCAUUUACAGCCACAUGCGCUCUUUACUCCCAGUACUCAAAAUCAGAUAUCGGAUGUAGUGACAGCAAAUCUUACUCCUAAGGAUCAUGCUCAUUUACAGCCACCACAUGCGUUAUUUAAUCCAGGCACUCCAAAUCAGAUACCGGAUAAAGUGACAGAAAAUCCUACUGCUAUGGAUCAUGCUCAUUUACAGCCACCACAUACGUUGUUUGCUCCAGGCACCCAAAAUCAGAUUCCAGCUAUGCAAGAUGACCAAGUCUCAAAUUGUAGUGUCUUGCCAACAAGCAAUUAUAUGGAUGUAGUAACCCAUAGUGUUUGUUCUGAACCCUCAUCUAUGCAUCUGCCACAUCAACUUUUUGGAGUUAAUCAUAAAUCUGAAAGCACUGAACCUCCCACAAUCAUGACCUCUGCAGCUCCAAAAUUUUCACCUGUCACUAGUCAUGAGAUUCAGUUGAGUCUUGAUCAGAAAAACGAAUAUGAAUGGCAUGUGAAUCAACAAUGUGAAGGUGGUCAAAAAAAUUAUGAGUCAUCUUCAUCAAAUAAUAAGAUGAAGGAUGUCGAGCUGUCUUCAGUGAAGGAAAUGAGGAAUGCUGAAUUGUCCUCAGUAAAUUAUAAAACAAAGGAUGGCAAGUCUUCUGCACUGAAGGAUACGAAGAAUUCUGAAUCAUGUGAGGCUAAGAAAUCCAUAGACAAGAAAUCAAAAAAGCAAAAGUCUGCUAAAGUGAAAGCUGAUGACACUGUGGAUGGAUUGUCUAAGACAGAACAUUUAAAACCAUCACAUUCUAAGGAUACUACUCUUUCUGAUGUGAAAUCUGAUGCACAACAUGGCCCAACUGGAUUAGACAUGGCCUCUGAACCAGAAACAGUGGAGAGGAAAAAUAAUAAAGUGGCUGUCAGUAAUGUUCAUGCGGGAGUAGGGGAAAGUUCAAAUGACGACACAAAUGAGUGGGAGCAAGCUAGCACUGUCUCGCAGAUCAGUUCUCAAGGAGUGUCUGGUCCACGAGCCUGGAAGUCUUCUUCUGGUUUCAAACCAAAAUCUUUACUAGAAAUCCAAGAGGAAGAACAAAGAAGAGCACAGCUUGAAAUUGCUGCUACUGAUAUCACUUCUCUCAACUCAACAGAUAGUGUUUCUAGUCCUUGGGCGGUAGGGAUUAGUGCUAAUUCUGAUCUAAAGCUUAUUAGAGAAACUCAACUAGAUGCUAGUGACAUGGAGUUAAAUUCUUUGAGGACACCAUAUGAUUCUUGCAACCAAAGUAGUAUGAGAAGCCAAUUGCAUGACUCCUUGGUAGGAAAUGAUGAGGUUAAGUCAAUCAGAAGAGAAGAAGAGGUUGCCAAUAUCGUGUCGAUUUCACCUGAUGUUCCUUUUUCGGACUUUCAAGUUGAUAUCGAGGAUGAUCAACCUUUUAUUGAAGCUAAGGAUGCUAAAAAAAGUCGCAAGAAAUCAGCAAAAGCCAAGAUGGCAUCAUCUAAGACAUCUGCACCUACUCCUGUGGAUCCCUUUGCACGCUCAAGCGUCAUUGACAACAAAGGCAAGAGUGGUUCACGUCAAGCACUUAUGGAAAAAGAUGUUUUACCUGCUGUACCUUCUGGCCCUUCUUUGGGAGAUUUUGUUACAUGGAAGGGUGAGACUGCUUCUGCUGCUCCAGCGUGGUCCGACUCUGGAAAAGCACCAAAACCCACUUCUUUGAGGGACAUCUUGAAGGAGCAGGGAAAGAAGGCCCCUUCUGGUCAGCAGCAUAUCCCAGUACCAGCACCUCAGAAAGUUAUUCCAGCUCAACCUGCACGAGGAUCCAGUGGUUUACGGUCGCUUAGUGGUUCUUCUCCCUCCAAGGUUGCGACCCAAAUACAAGUUAGUAUACCAGCAGCUCCGCAAACAAAGAAUCAAGAAGAAGAUUUGUUUUGGGGGCCAGUUGAUCAACCGAACCAAGGAGAACAGUCUGAUUUUCCUCAUCUUGUAAAUCAUCAAAGUCGAGCAACCAAUAAUGCCCCUGUCAAAGCAACUCCUAGUGGUUCACUUAGCAAGCAAAAGUCGAUCAGCAGACCAUUAGAGCACGGGAUGUCUUCAUAUCCUUCAUUGGCUAGCCCCUCUCUGAAAGGGAAAAAAGAUGUUCCAACAAAGCACUCAGAAGCCAUGGAUUUCAGGAAGUGGUGUGAAACCGAGUGUGCAAGGCUCCUCGGUUCGAGAGAUACAAGCGUCCUACAGUACUGUUUACAUGAACCAAGAUCUGAGGCCGAAAUGAUUCUGAUCCAGAAUAUGGGCUCCUUUGACCCCAACCACGACUUCAUCGAGAAGUUCCUAAACUACAAAGACUUCUUGGCCUCAGAUGUUCUUGCAAUGGCCUUCCCAAAUCAGAACGAUCUGAAGGGGACCACCAGCAAAGGUGCCGGAGACGCGUCUUCUGACAGGGGUGAGGGCAGCAGAGCUGGUGCCCCAGAUGUGGUCACAACAGUGGUUCGGAAGAAGGGUAAAAAGGGGAAAAAGCUAAACAUUUCGGAGCUCGGGUUCAAUGUGGUUAGCAAUCGGAUCAUGAUGGGAGAGAUCCAGAGCAUAGAAGAUUAACUUAAUUAACACAUGAAUGAGAGGUGUAAAUACACUUUUGCCUUUUUAAUUUCUGAGACUGUACAUGGAUGGUGGUGGAUAUGGAUGCUUAUUGGAAUUUAGAAUUCUCUCACAUGGAGGGGGAUGGAGGGAGAGACCUAAGGGCAGCAGUAAUAUUUCUUCUGCUACAGCAAUUUUGCGGCCCUUGUGCGCAUCAGUCUUUUGUUUAUUUUUGGUUUUUUUGGGGUGCUGCCCUUGUUUAUCUUUGGUAUUUGGUCUGCUCAAACAAGGUUGUGGUUUUGUUGGAAAACUAUCAAUGGGCGACAGCUCCACAUUGAAAUCUUCAUGUUCUUGUUGAGCUAAAGUCUGGAUGCUUUUUUCUGUUUUUACUUGCGGCGAAAUGAUUCAGAUGACUGCAGGGUUUAUGCUAAUGCUGUUGUCUUAUUACUCCGUACUAGUUUGAAAAUCAUGCAGGAUGCGUUGAUUCUUCUUCUGCAGAACCGCAACAUUUUAUCUAUAACAAAAUUCAUAAUUAGUCUAUUAAUUUUUUUGUAAAAUUAUUUCUAUAUUACAAGCUCAGUAAAAUAAGUACCCUAAGCAUAUUUAAUGUAACUUUACACACGAAACAUAUUAAUUACUCCGGAUUCUUUAUCUCCUCCGUAAUAUGUUUCAUAAAAUACGAAGCAUAUUAAUUACUCCGGAUUCUUCAUAAUCAACCAACCUGCUCCUGGUUUGAAGUGCUUUCAGAAGAUAACUUGAUGUUUGAGAAUGUGGUAUCUAUUUCAAACCCAGGUAGACCAUUAGGGGGUGUCUCUUUGAUCUUGAAGCCACAUGUGACUUUUUUGGUAAUGUAACAACAAUCAUACUCCCUCCGUCCAUUAAUUAACUUUCCGGUUUGACCGGGGACACAUUUUAAUGUGUGAUAAAAAUUUUAUUGACUUUCCUAAUAUACCCUUAACAUGCCUACUACCCCUUAUGCUUCUCCACCAACGUGAGUCAUCACCUCUCACUGUCAACGCUACCGCCUACGACUCGCAGGCACCGCCGACAACGAUUCUCCGGCAUCGCCACCGACGACUCUCCGGCACCAUCGUAGAUGACCUCUCUUUCUUUGGUUGCCACCUUCCCCUCCACAAUCCCCACCUAAGUAAAUCUGUUAUGGAUCUUCUCAUGGAAGACAACACAUCGGAAAAAGAGUAGAUGUAAUGUUUUAAUGGCGGAAAAAGAGCGGAUUUAAGGUUUGGACUGCGGCGGAAGAGAAGAUUUUGCUAAUCGAACAUGAGAGCAUCAUAGAAUUUGUAGAUCUGUACAAUCCAUGUUAGCAAUGUUCGAAGAGGAUUGGAUGUGACUGCCGCCUCACUGCGCCACCACUACUUUCCAUCC